This is a messenger RNA of Lachancea meyersii CBS 8951, 1914 nucleotides long. NCBI's taxonomy places the organism in Eukaryota, Fungi, Ascomycota, Saccharomycetes, Saccharomycetales, Saccharomycetaceae. The record is from the annotation of a GenBank genome assembly.
AUGGUUCUGCUGACCAAGCGUUUUACCAAGAUCUUCAAGCUGACAUUGGUGGCUGCAGUAUGCUGCGUGGUGUUUGUGCUGUGGAGCCAGUACGUGGACAAAGACGCGGCGUCGCUGGAAUAUAGGAAGUACCUGCAAGACUACAUUGGCACGUACACCGGAGACAGUGGGACGCAGGAUGCACAGGCCGGUGGAAAAGACGCAUCUGCGGGCAACAAGGGUGCCAACGAGGCCAGCAAUAAGAUCUUCGGCAAAGAGGGCUCAGGGAGCACAAACAACAACGGUGGCGGCGGUUCCUCGGGCAAAAAUGCGAAAGAGGAAGGAAAAGCAGACACUGAGGCUGUAACGGGCGGGCAGAAGCGCAGAGAGGGCAUGCAGAACUUCUACAAGCAGGUCUUCCACAGUCUGCGGAUGAAUUCGCCCAUGGGCAAAUCGGCCCGUCAGUAUGACACCCGGUGCAAGCUCAAUGGCGACAUCGGGGCCAGACCCGACGACUACGACAACUGGUCCAAACUCACGAGCAAAAACCUGGGCGAGUGUUUGAUGAUUUCGCCCAAGGAAAAGCAACUGCUGAAAACCAAGCAUCACGACUACGUGGACAGCUUGAAGCGACUGGUGCUCCCCAAGGGAACGUACAAGGGCAACGGUAUCGUGACUGUGGGUGGUGGUAAGUUUUCGAUGCUUUCGUUUUUGAUUAUCAAAACGCUCAGGAACUUGGGCACAACUCUGCCGGUCGAAGUGUUCAUCCCUCCCAAAGACGAAGGCGAAACGGAAUUCUGUAACACUCUUCUGCCAAAAUACAACGCCAAAUGUGUCUUUAUCUCGGACGUGCUGCCAAAAGACGUCAUCAACAGCUUCGACUUCCAGGGCUACCAGUUCAAAUCGAUCUCAAUAAUCGCCUCGAGCUUCGAAAACCUGCUGCUCUUGGACGCCGAUAACUUCCCUAUCAAGCCUUUGGACGAUAUAUUCGAGCAAGAGCCUUACAAGAGCACCGGUAUGGUUCUAUGGCCCGAUUUUUGGAGACGUACCACGAACCCGGCCUACUACGACAUCGCGGACAUCGCUGUCGAUUACAAGAAAAGAGUACGGAACUGCAUCGACGACAUAACUCCUCCUCAAGUAUACACUUCUGACAUGUCUGAUCUCUCCGAGGUGCCACUUCAUGACCUGGACAACACAAUUCCAGACGUGUCUACCGAGUCCGGUCAGUUGAUGAUCAGUAAGUCAAAGCAUUUGCCCACGAUACUGUUAUCGCUAUAUUACAAUGUUAACGGGCCCUCGUGGUACUACCCCAUUUUCUCGCAAAAGGCCUCCGGUGAGGGUGACAAAGAAACUUUCAUCGCCGCUGCCAAUUUUUACGGGUUGCCAUCGUACCAGGUCAAGUCCAGAACCGCUGUUGAUGGUUACCAUUUACCCCAUGGGUUUCGGGGUGUUGCAAUGCUGCAGCAUGACUUUGUACAGGAUUACCAGCGUUACAACUAUGCUACCAAUGAAAUCAAUACAGAGUAUGCUGGGAAAACUGGGAAAUCCGUCAAGACAGACGCAGACUACUCUCCAGAGGCCGUAUACAUGAAAUAUUUCGAGCCAGAAGAUUUCAAAGAAGUGGACAUCAUGUUCGUUCAUUCUAAUCUUCCUAAAUUCGACCCUUUCACGCUAUGGUCCAACCAGGACUUGAUUUGGGACGGGAAGCACAUUCGCUCCUACACCAACUUGAAAAGGCUCAAUGGGUACGAUCUGGAGUUGGAAAAUUUCCGCGCUUUCAAGGAAUACUUGUGCACGCAGCGUUCCCACUUCAAAUACUUGGACGACGAACUUGGCACAGACCAGAAAAAGUGGCAGGGCAUGUGUAAGUAUAUCAACGAAAGGCUGCGCUUCCUGGACAGCACGCACUUGGAGGCAAUUGAAGCAGCUUAA